AUGGCACACCCUCAACCGUCACCUCCUGGAGGCGUUCCUCCUCAACAUCAUGGCCACUUGGCUGCCCAUGCCCAAGUCAACGGUCAUAUUCCCGUGCAGUCGCAGGGUCAAAAAGGCCCGCACCUGAACACCGCCCAAAAGAUUGCUACUCUCAAUGAGCAAGUAUGGCUCCAAAUCGGCAGCGUCACCGAGUUGAUGGGCGAGCUCGACGGCGCCAUGGGCGCCUAUGAGCAAGCUCUCCGACACAACCAGUGGUCCAUCGCCGCAAUGACUGCCAUUUCCCAGAUUUUGCGCACUAGGGAGCAGUUUCCCAAAGCAAUCGAGUAUCUACAAAAUAUUCUGAAGCUGGACCCCCAGAGCGGAGAGACAUGGGGCAGUCUCGGACAUUGCCAUCUCAUGAUGGACAAUCUCCAGGAUGCCUACACAUCAUACCAACAGGCAUUGUACCACUUGCGUGAUCCCAAGGAGCCAAAACUCUGGUACGGAAUCGGCAUCCUCUACGAUCGCUAUGGCUCGCUCGACCAUGCCGAGGAGGCUUUCUCCCAGGUCAUGCGCAUGGCCCCCGACUUUGAAAAGGCCAACGAAAUUUAUUUCCGCCUCGGAAUCAUUUACAAACAGCAACAGAAAUUCAGCCAGAGUCUGGAAUGCUUCAAGUACAUCGUCAACGAUCCCCCUCGCCCACUCACCGAGGAAGACAUCUAUUUCCAAAUUGGCCAUGUACACGAGCAACAAAAAGACUUUGACGCUGCCCAAGCCGCCUAUCGCCGAGUGCUUGACAAGGACCCAAACCAUGCCAAGGUCCUGCAACAGCUCGGCUGGCUGUACCACCAGCAGAGCAACAGUUACGCAAGCCAAGAAAAGGCUAUCGAAUACCUGGAGAAAUCCGUCAGCGCAGACAAUAACGAUGCCCAAAGCUGGUACCUCCUCGGCCGCUGCUAUAUGUCGCAGCAAAAAUACCCCAAGGCAUACGAGGCAUACCAACAGGCAGUCUACCGCGACGGUCGUAACCCAACCUUCUGGUGCUCGAUCGGUGUGCUCUACUACCAAAUCAACCAAUAUCGCGAUGCCUUGGAUGCCUACUCCCGUGCUAUUCGCCUGAACCCGUACAUCUCCGAAGUCUGGUAUGAUCUGGGAACACUAUACGAGUCUUGCAACAACCAAACUGCCGAUGCCCUGGAUGCGUACGGCCGCGCUGCCGACCUGGAUCCGACCAAUGUACAUAUCAAGGCUCGUUUGCAGCUGUUGCAGGGCCAGAUGCAAGGGCAGACCCAAGCCAGUGCUCCAGCGCCUGUUCCUCAAGAUGUUCACCCCCAGGCGUAUCAAGCUCCUGGAGUCGGUGCUCCGCCAGCGCCUCAAUGGGGAGCUCCUGCGCCCACCGGCGGUCCCCCUCCUCAGCCUCCAGCACCCCCUCGUCAGAUUGCCGACUGGAAUCGGGGCAUCAAUGAGCUUCAAAAUCCCCCUCCACCGCCUCCGUCCGGAUAUGACCAAAGGGACGCCCUCCGCGGCCCGGCUCCUGGCCAACACCCAAGUCCUCGCCCAGACUUGCCGCGAUCAUCAUUGCCCGAGCCUCGCGGCCCACAGCCUCGUUCUCCAGCACCCAACGCGUAUCCUCCGACACACACUUUGCCUCAGCUGGCGCCUCCUGCUCCGGGUCCCCAUGACCGCGCGCCAAAUGGUGCUGGCUUCCGUGGCCCGCCUGGUCCCAACGGCGGGCCCGCUCCUGGUGGCCCCCCUCCUCCCUCUUAUGGGCGCCCAUUCACUCCUCCCACCGAAAUCCGUCCCCUUCGUGACAUCGCCGACCGUCCAUCUUCACCCGGCUCCACGUAUCCGCACCAACAAUUCCAUCACGGACCUAAUACCGUUUCUGGAAUUGCCGGGGGAGCUCCUCCACCGGCCGCGGCCAUGACUGCGGCCGAUGCUGCAGCUCGUGAUAGGGACGAUCGCCCACCAUCUGCUAUGAAGCGGGCCCGUGAAUGGGGGGAUAGUGGUGAAGGCGCCCCAUCCAAGAAGAUUGCCAACGAGGAUAACCGUAUCCGUCAGGAUGAUUUGAGUCGCCGUGUCACUCCUCCUAGAGAUAUUCACCGCCGCAGUUCCUCUGAGGCUCGUCGAGAUGAACAGCGUCGUGCCAACGACAACUAUCAUCCUUCUGAGGCUGCGCACCACCCCCCGACGCUUCCCUCCAUCCAGACUAUGCCACACCCUUCUGGUACCUCUAUCCCUCCCAUGAAUGAGGUCCCUCAAUCUGCCUCUAAUCCUCCGUCUGCUGGCCCCGCUGCUGCAUCUGUUAAAGAAGAAGGCAACCGCAAGGAGCAGGCCUCGUUGCAUGAGCCUGCCGCUCGCAAGAUGGACGUUGACGAGGACUAUGACGAUGACGUUGAAGACGAGAAGCGCGCUGGAACUGGCCCCAAGGGCAGUCCUCAUGGAAGCGCUGCUGCCAAUGGUAACCACACCAAUGGAAACACAGGCUCGGCCAAGCCGGAAUCUGCUUAG
This is a messenger RNA of Talaromyces rugulosus, 2490 nucleotides long. RefSeq lists its product as uncharacterized. The transcript is spliced from 6 exons. Lineage: Eukaryota; Fungi; Ascomycota; Eurotiomycetes; Eurotiales; Trichocomaceae. Bases 1 to 2490 code for a protein of 829 amino acids. Gene Ontology annotation, biological process: regulation of gene expression. Gene Ontology annotation, molecular function: chromatin DNA binding; protein binding; RNA polymerase II cis-regulatory region sequence-specific DNA binding. The record is from RefSeq and is a predicted model, not a curated record.